CACUGUGUUUAGGAGCCCUGGUUAUCGCACUAAAACAAAACAAAGCAUGCGGCCUUCGAAAUCCUGACAAAAAUGACGACUACAUUAGAAGAGCAGCUUUCAGACAAGUUGCAGAUGAUGGACGAGACCACGGAUAAGGUCCAGGGGUCGUCGAAGCAGAAGGAUGAUAGCAGUAUAGCCGCAAGUUCAGAUGCCAAGACAGCGUCCCCUUCUUCGAGCGAUAGUUCGACCAAAGUCGCCGCACCGGAGUCCGAAUUUUACAAUAAGGCACAAAAAUAUUGGUCUGAGGUACCGGCGACUGUUAACGGGAUGCUCGGCGGCCUGGGCUACAUUAGUGCCAUAGAUAUACAGGGAUCGAAUGUGUUCCUGCGCGAGAUCCGCGUGCCGGGCAACAGGUUGGCCCUCGACUGCGGAGCUGGCAUUGGUCGGGUGACUCGGAAUCUCCUGAUCCCCCGCUUCAGCUGCGUGGAUCUUGUCGAGCAGGAUCCCGCGUUUGCCGAUAAAGCACGGGAGUACUGCACUUCGGAAGACGGAAGCCGUGGAAAGGUGGGACAGAUCUAUAACGUGGGAUUGCAGAAGUUUACGCCUACGCAACAGUACGACCUCGUUUGGACCCAGUGGGUCCUGGGCCAUCUCACGGACCGCGAUCUGGUCUCGUUCUUUCGACGCAUAAAGCAGGGACUGGCGCCCGGCGCCUUCUUGUGUCUGAAGGAGAACGUGAGCAGCUCGAAGAAGACAGUGGAAGAUAGGAACGACUCGUCGGUAACGAGGCCUCUGGACAGCUAUGAACACUUCCUAAAGGAAGCCGGAUUUCGCAUUGUACGCAAGGUCAAGCAACAAAACUUUCCCAAGGGACUCUUUCCAGUGUACAUGAUAGCCUGCAAACCCGUCUCCAAGGAAUAGGUUUAGUAUUUAGUUAGUUUUACUGUUGACCUACAAGCGAUUGUACUAAAGUUAUCCGAAAAAUUUAAUGUCACAUUACUAGCUAGUCACUUCAAAUUGUAGCGUUCUAAUCAACGAAUAAACAAGCUUACAAAAGCUUGAACACGUUCCUUAAUUGAUGCCUUCAAAGUGCUUUAUUCACGGGAUAUAAACAAGAAAAACACAAUUAUUACUAAAUUAUGUUUACACAAAAAUAAUAUUUUUAUCAACCACGCGACCUCGCAAUAGUAUAGAAUGCCAACAAAUUCGUUAGUAGUAGAAAAAUCUGCUUCCUUAAGUCCCCAUUUGCCAAUUUUAAAUUAAUUCUCAUAGUGCUAUUAGCAAUUCUCUUUUCUCAAUUCAAAUGGAUUUCCUUAUCUCCAUAAAUGUUAGUCUUGAAGAUCUGGCGACAGCGGAUUGAUCAUAAGCUCAAUCUUUUGCCUGGAAACAAGAUUACUUGAAAAGUUUUUUAGGUAUAUAAUUACGUCAAAAAGAAAAU
Drosophila melanogaster (fruit fly) is the source of this 1420-nucleotide messenger RNA. It is a transcript of the gene Ntmt, whose product is annotated as N-terminal methyltransferase. Gene Ontology annotation, molecular function: protein methyltransferase activity; N-terminal protein N-methyltransferase activity; methyltransferase activity. The record is from RefSeq and is marked reviewed. The transcript has a single exon. The coding region runs from base 73 to 903 and encodes 276 amino acids. NCBI's taxonomy places the organism in Eukaryota, Metazoa, Arthropoda, Insecta, Diptera, Drosophilidae. Gene Ontology annotation, biological process: chromatin remodeling.